This is a messenger RNA of Jatropha curcas, 1668 nucleotides long. RefSeq names its product 1-aminocyclopropane-1-carboxylate oxidase homolog 1. The record is from RefSeq and is a predicted model, not a curated record. Lineage: Eukaryota; Viridiplantae; Streptophyta; Magnoliopsida; Malpighiales; Euphorbiaceae.
ACUAAAUUCUGCUCGUUUUAGAUAAGAGGUAAAAUGCUCUAAAGGAGUUCGAACUCUCAGACCUCAUCUAACCAAGAAGAUGUCUUUCAUCUUGAUGGAUUCCCUUAUCCACUUGCAUACUAUUUCCUCACAAAAUCCAGAAACAGUUUACACAACUUGCACAUAAAUAUAUUACUAGUCUGGAUUUAGAUUUUUAUUUAAUUUAUUAAAAAUAUCCCAGUCUUCUUUAUAUUUACUUCUGUGCCAACAUUCGUGUUCGCUUUCCUUACUGGCUAAAGAAAAUGGAUAAUUCCCUAACAAGUGAACUAAAAGCAUUCGAUGAUACAAAAGCAGGCGUUAAAGGACUCGUUGAUGCAGGAAUUACCAAAAUCCCUCCCUUUUUUCAUCAACCACCUGAUACCUCACCUGUUGAUAAUGCCAAGAAUUUCAGUUUUCCUAUCAUCGACCUGCAAACCCUAGAUAAAGAUUUAAUCCGACGAAAGCAGGUGGUUGAUCAAGUCCGAACUGCCUCAGAGAGUUGGGGAUUUUUUCAAGUAAUCAAUCAUGGGAUUUCUGUCAACGUUCUGGAGGAAAUGAAAGAUGGUAUUCGUAGAUUUUACGAGCAAGAUAUUGAACUGAAAAAGGAUUUCUAUACUCGUGAUUAUACUAAAAAAGUUGUGUAUAACAGUAAUUUCGAUUUGUAUACUGCAAAGGCAGCUAACUGGAGAGAUACUAUUUUCUUUCUCAUGGCUCCUCAUCCCCCUAAACCAGAAGAGCUUCCAGAAGUGUGCAGGGAUAUAUUAAAGGAGUACUGCAAAAAAGUUACAAAAUUGGGAAAUUUACUGCUAGAAUUACUAUCAGAGGCUCUUGGUUUGAAUCCAAACCAUUUGAAAUACAUGGAUUGUGCUGAAGGACUUGCUGUGUUAUGCCAUUACUAUCCGGCAUGUCCCCAGCCGGAAUUAACCAUAGGCACGAGCAAACAUACUGAUAAUGAUUUCUUUACAGUGCUUCUUCAAGAUCAUAUUGGUGGUCUCCAGGUUCUCCAUCAGAAUCAUUGGGUUGAUGUCCCUCCUACACCAGGAGCUCUCGUUGUUAACAUUGGAGACCUUCUACAGCUGAUAUCAAAUGAUAAGUUUAUAAGUGUGGAGCAUAGGGUUGUUGGAAACCAUAUUGGGCCAAGAAUAUCUGUGGCUUGUUUUUUCAGCACAUCUGUUCUGCCAAAAUAAAGACUUUAUGGACCUAUUAAGGAGUUAUUAUCAGAAGAGAAUCCUCCCAAGUAUAGAGAAACCACUGUGACUGAAUAUGUUCUCUACUCAAAUGGAAAAGGCCUUGAUGGGACUUCUCCUCUUCUCCAUUUCAAGCUCUGAAUCAUAGAAAUGAGAAUAUGGUAGAAAGAAGGGCUCGCAAACCUUUUCAGUUUUUUAACUUUGGUCUUAUUCAGGCGGCCCCAGCUUCAUUAUGAAGCUUCUCAGCGUCUCACACACUCACCCUCAUCGGUUUAAUUGACCAAAGAAGAGAAUUUGAGACAUCGGUGGUCUCUCCAUUAUCCAAUGCCAACACCAAUAUCUAAAAUUAUACUCCUUUUCUCUUCUAAUUUUUUUCAUACUUAGUUUUUUUAUUUGUCCAAAUCUAUUGUCAUUCCCUCUUUUUAGGAGUGAAUAAUAUUUGAAUUUUGCUAUUUUACUUUUA